Molecule: messenger RNA, 1379 nt
Organism: Conger conger (European conger)
Lineage: Eukaryota; Metazoa; Chordata; Actinopteri; Anguilliformes; Congridae
Gene: gtf2h3
Product: general transcription factor IIH, polypeptide 3
Exons: 13
Coding region: 144-1049 (301 amino acids)
Biological process (GO): nucleotide-excision repair; regulation of DNA-templated transcription
Cellular component (GO): transcription factor TFIIH core complex; transcription factor TFIIH holo complex
Source: RefSeq, a predicted model, not a curated record
UCAACUGUAGCAACUUCUAACAUAGGCCUACUAAACGCUUGACAGUUCUGCGGCUAACACUUUCAAGAUGAAUCCAGACGCGAGGCAUUGACGUAAUCAUUCCGCGACUUCAUUGUCAGAUGGGAAAGCAGUAAGGAGCCGAGAUGGCAUCAGAUGAUGAGAUAAGUCUUCUGGUUAUUGUGGUGGAUGUCAACCCCAUAUGGUGGGGUCAGCAAGCACAGCGGGAACCCGAGUUCACCUUGUCCAAAUGUGUGGAUGCCGUUACGGUAAUGGGGAAUUCACACCUGGUCAUUAACAGGACCAACAAGCUGGCCAUCAUCGGCAGCCACUGCCAGGAGAGUCAUUUUCUGUAUCCCAAUAAACUCUGGAAGUGUGGGGAUGCCACUGGAGACGACUCGACAUCCACCAGUGGGGACGGCAAAUACGAGCUCCUGACGGUCGCCAACGACCUCAUCGCUGAGGAAAUCAAGAGCCUGAUGGCCAGAACUGAUGUGCGGGGGCUCCAGACAGACACCCUGCUGGCAGGAUCUAUGGCCAAGGCGCUCUGCUAUAUUCACAGAGUCACAAAGGAGCUGGAAGCUGGACAGGAAAUUAAAUCCAGGAUUUUGGUUAUUAAGGCUGCGGAGGACUGCGCUCUACAGUACAUGAAUUUCAUGAACGUGAUCUUUGCAGCUCAAAAGCAGAAUAUCCUGAUCGAUGCGUGUGUAUUAGACUCUGAGUCUGGGCUUCUUCAACAGGCCUGUGACAUCACCGGGGGGUUGUACCUGAGAAUCCCUCAGAAGGCUGCUCUGGCACAGUACCUGCUGUGGGUGUUCUUGCCUGAUUCGGACCAGCGCUCUAAAUUGGUCCUGCCUCCGCCCGUUCACGUGGACUAUAGGGCAGCUUGUUUCUGCCACCGUAAUCUCAUUGAGAUUGGCUAUGUCUGCUCAGUGUGCUUGUCAAUAUUCUGUAACUUCAGCCCUAUCUGCACAACAUGCGAGACUGCCUUCAAACUUCCAUUGCCUCAGAUGCUGAAGUCAAAGAAGAAGAAAACAAAACCAGCCACAUAACAAAGGCAUUUUAAAUGCUAAAGGUCAAAUGGAGAUAAGAAUGUGAAAACUACAUUUGUAAUUAUGUUCUUACAGAGGUUUUUGUUGAUCUUUUUUACAGGUAUGGAAUUACAUAUUGUUAAAUGUGUCCGAUGUCUGAAUAGAAGACCAGUGUUACCUGAUGGAAUUGUGUCAUUCACGUGUACAAGAAAAUAUCCGAGUAAUUUAUUUUGAAUAUCAACGGUGUAUGAAACAAUGCCACAUAAAGCCUUCACGUUAACUAUUUUGAUAUAUUUUUUAACCAGACUGUGUUUUGUAAUUACAUUUGUGUAUUAUUAAUAAAGCUCAUGC